AAAAUUGGUGUGAGAUAUAAAAUAUUGAAGGGUGCUUGAUUGAAGCGAGGUCGUAAUAUCCGUGGUUACCUUUUGGGUGCGCGAGGAAGAGACGCCUCCUAUACUCCGCUUUCCUAACCGUGACCGCCGUCGCACGCACACAUCGGCGCCUGGGAGAUUCUCUGGGUUAUUUUGCUUUCCAGGGAGUGUUUAUCGUCUUACCAUGGUUUCUUCGUCAGCGCUUGGUCAAGAAUUUAACAACUCUUUCUCAUCUAGAAAAAGGUUGAAAGUUUCAGAUUUUGAGCAUCAGGAACUAGAUUUGCAUACCUGUAUUGGUGCCGCAUCACUUCAGUCGAACACAAGCGAAUGCUCAUCUCGUGGGUGUUUUAAUGCCAAUCAUGCUUCUUCAUCAUGCAGCAGUUUCGAUGAAAAGAUUUGUUCUAAUACUGUGUUGGAGACUAGUUGUCAAUUGAAUGGAAAUAGUGGUGACGUGCCGGAGUCUAGUAAUGCUGGGGGAUCAUGGACCUCUUUCCCGGACAAGAAUUACUCUGGUUAUGUGCCCCCUGCUUUUGUGAGUGGGUGGAUGUAUAUUAAUGAAAAUGGACAAAUGUGUGGUCCUUAUAUCCAGCAGCAGUUAUAUGAGGGUUUAUUGACAGGAUUCCUGCCUGAGGAUCUUCCCGUGUAUCCCAAUGUAAAUGGGGCGUUAAUCAAUCCUGUACCUUUGAAGUACUUCAAGCAGUUUCCCGACCAUGUUGCAACUGGUUUUGUAUAUCUUGGCAUGGGUAGUUCAGGAGCAUCCUCACCUACAAAUUGUUUUUCCUCUUUCAAUAUGGAUUUGACUGGACAUAGGCAGGAGGGCUUUUUUCCGCAUGGUGCUCAAGUUUCUCAGCUGACAUCCCAUUCAUAUUUGCAUAACCAUGCUUGUAGCUCCAAUCUGCCAAUCUCAAAUUCCAAGGCAGAUACCCAUAAUACACCAUUCCCACUACCGUCAGGGGAAGAUACUUGUUGGAUAUUCGAGGAUGAUGAAGGGAGGAAACACGGGCCACAUUCUCUUCUGGAACUUUAUUCUUGGCAUCACUAUGGAUAUCUCCAGGAUUCAUUGAUGAUAUAUCAUACUGAAAAUAAGUUUAGACCACUUCAACUGUUAUCUGUUGUGAAUUCAUGGAGAAUGGAGAAGCCUGAAUCUGUCUUUGUAUCUGAUGCCAAAACUGAGACUAGCUCACUACAUAGCUUCAUAUCUGAAAUCUCUGAUGAAGUUUCUUGUCAACUGCACUCUGGAAUAAUAAAAGCAGCUCGUAGAGUCGCGUUAGAUGAGAUAAUCAGAAAUGUCAUAUCAGAGUUUGUUAACGCAAAAAAAGCACAUAAGAACCUUAAGCUCAAUAGUCAAGUUGCCAAAACAUGCUCUACAGAUGAAAGAAUGUCUGAAGUUCCUCCCGAGAGAUAUAAUCAUGCUCCUCCUGAGGCUGAAGCUGCAACCUGCAAUCAUAGCUCUGAUCAGGCUCAAGUUGAUCAGGUGUCUGUGCAGUUCCAUACAAGCACAAAAUCUGUUGGAAGCAUUGACAACUUCUGGAGGUCAUAUGCAGUUGUUUGUAGAAUUCUUUUCGAUUGUUGCAUGGAAGUCAUGUGGAAUGCUGUUGUUUAUGAUGCCAUAGCGGAGUAUUCUACUUCCUGGCGAAAGAGAAAACUUUGGUUUUCUCAUCGGAAGGUUAGAAUUCCUACUAGCAUCAGGGAUCGUGGCAAGGAGACUGAAAAAUCACCCCAUGAACUUUUAUCCAGGCAAGAGUCUUCUGGUUGUGAUGUUGAUUGUUCUCCUGGUUCUGAAAUUGUGACGGUUGAAAAGGAUAUUCAUGCAGAAUCACCUAUAAUUGCUUCAUUUUUUACUAUGGGAGAGGAGUCAUCUAAACUGGAUGGCCUAUCAUGCAAGGGUUUUUUAUACAAUGGCAUAAAUUGCUGCUUAGAAUGCGUGGAAAAUGAGCUACAUUUGUCCACAAAGGUGUCUUUGGUUGAAUAUGUUAAAUUUCUUGUCAAAGAGGAAGCCAUGAAAAUAGUUAAAUACUCAGAGGAUGACAACUUGAAUGAGGAGACUGUUGAAUCUUCAGGUCAGUGUCGCCAGACAACUGAAUUUAGUUCUCCAGAGUUGGAUGGGGAACUGAGGAUUGACUCCAAGAUUGAGACAUCCAAUGAUUCUCAAAGUUCAUUGAUAGCUGGAAUGCCCUCUGGCUCCUUUGUAUCUGAAAAUCGUUUUUCAAAUUUUUUGGCAAGUAUUUUUGAAAAAUCAUUGGCAUGUGUCGAAGAUAUUAUGGAUGACCAAAAUAUUGAUGAGUCACCACUACCUGGACUUGAAGAUAAUGCUGGAAUUCUUGUCCCUUCACCUAUAUGUAAAUUCCAACCUUCAAGAUCAGAUGAGUCUACUCCUAGAAUCAGAGAAUAUGUUGCCAUGGCAAUAGUCAGGCAGAGAUUGCAUGAUGAUGCACUAAGAGAGUGGAAAUCAUCGUUUAUUGACGGUAUCCUUAAUCAGUUUAUUGGAUUCCAGCUUAAUUCAGAAAGGCACUUUGAACUUUCCAAUGUGGAAGGUACAUUUAAUGCAAAAAAAGCACAUGAUGGCAAUACUUCACUGGACAAAGUUAAGGAUCGUUUAAGGAGGUCUGAUAGUUCAGAUGCUACAGUGAUGUCUUUGGUCACUGGUAAAUACACAUAUUACCGCAAGAAAAAGUUGGUGCGGAAGAAGUUGGGGUCAUCUUCUCAGUCUAUGACUCCAGUUGAUGCAGGGUUACAGCAACAGCCUGUCGAGAAGUCUCAAAAGCAUCACAUUAUCAGAGAUUUUGCUGAGAACAUAGAAGUCAAACCUGUUGUUGCAACUCCCAAGAAGAAGCAACUAACCAAGGUCCAGGCUGUAUUAUCUUCCCAGUCUAGGUCUUCAAAAGCCAUUGUUAAAAGCAAUUCAUCAAAUGAUCAAUCAUUGUCCAAAAAUGGUACUCAUCAAAAAGUAAUGAAGAUUAAGCAUGCAGUUGCAAGACCUAAUAAUAAGGUCAUAGAGCACUCUGUAAAACCUGCUCGGAAGAGUGUUUCAGACUUCGGUAAGGAUCGUGCUAAUGUUAAGAAGGUUAUUGAUAGCAAAAUCCAUAAUGCUGGAAGUGACAAAUCACUGACUCAAGAUUGUUCCAAAAAUAACCUAAUUGCCAUUAAGACGUCAAAGUUGAAAAGGAAGCAUUCAGAGGGUGUUGAGUCAACAAUGCAUCCUACAAAGAUUCUGAAAGUGGCCAAUUGUGCUUCCAAGCAAGCUGCAACUAGACAGGUUACAUUGCCCAAGACAAAGUCAAGUAAAUCCAAGAAAUCAAAUCCUUGCCCUAAAUCUGAUGGAUGUGCACGUUCUUCAAUUAAUGGCUGGGAGUGGCACACAUGGUCACGUAAUGCAAGUCCUGCUGAAAGGGCGCGUGUUAGGGGCAUUCACCGUGUUCUUGCCAACCUUUCAAGUUUUGAGGCUUAUACUUCUCAUUUGACGAAUGGUAAGGUUCUUUCUGCGAGAACAAACAGGGUGAAGAUGCGCAAUCUCCUUGCUGCAGCUGAUGGUGCUGACCUUUUGAAAGCUACACAAUUGAAGGCAAGGAAAAAGCGCUUGCGUUUCCAACGGAGCAAGAUUCAUGAUUGGGGUCUUGUUGCCCUGGAGCCUAUCGAGGCUGAGGAUUUUGUAAUUGAAUAUGUUGGUGAACUAAUUCGUCCUCGAAUAUCCGAUAUACGUGAGCGUCUUUAUGAGAAGAUGGGAAUUGGCAGCAGUUAUCUUUUUAGACUUGAUGAUGGUUAUGUGGUUGAUGCUACAAAACGUGGGGGAAUUGCAAGAUUCAUAAACCAUUCUUGUGAGCCCAAUUGCUACACAAAGGUCAUAAGUGUCGAAGGUGAGAAAAAAAUUUUCAUUUAUGCGAAACGACACAUAGCUGCUGGGGAAGAAAUCACUUACAACUACAAAUUUCCUUUGGAGGAGAAAAAGAUACCAUGCAACUGUGGUUCCAGGAAGUGUCGUGGAUCAUUGAAUUAGGAAGUAUUCUCAGUUGCCAUUUUUGGCUAUACUUUGGAGUUUUAUUCCUGACUCUGUAUGUUUGCUAUCAACAGAUGUCGAAGCUGACGUUUAUUAAGGAGUUGGAUUGUUCAGCUUGACUUCAGAGUGCCUACCUAAGAAUCUGGUGCUUGGAAGUAUUUCAUGUUUGUAACAAGAUGAAUGAGCUGCAGUCUGGUAGCAAAGUGCAUUGGCUGGGUUUAUCGUCAAUUAUAAUCCAUGUUUUUGCCGGUAAUCUAGCCUCUGAUUACUUGAGUCACUUGCGCUCAUUUGUUGGGACUGAGGAUUGGUUCUGAAUGAUAGGCGUCAAUAAAGGCUGGGUUGUGUGGUUGUGGUGGUUUUUCCAUUGAAUUUUUCACCUACUGGUGUUAGAUGAUGUACAAAUUACUCGUGGAUUCUUGUAGAUCUCUCUCUGCUGCAGAUGAGUUUCUCCUCUUAGAAAGUCCAAAUCUUAGAAAUAUGAAUUUGUUUCAUGCUUACAUGACAUUUUUUGGAUUUCAGUUUGUUGUACAAACAUGCAUUGUUAAAUCAUAUAUUCGAUAAAAAUGAAAUUUUAUUUAUAAGAAGAAUCAUAGAAAUUAUACCGA
Molecule: messenger RNA, 4617 nt
Organism: Jatropha curcas
Lineage: Eukaryota; Viridiplantae; Streptophyta; Magnoliopsida; Malpighiales; Euphorbiaceae
Gene: SDG25
Product: SET domain protein 25
Cellular component (GO): Set1C/COMPASS complex
Molecular function (GO): protein binding; histone H3K4 methyltransferase activity
Source: RefSeq, a predicted model, not a curated record